CCAACUACCUCAUGAUUAUUAUCACAUUCUUUUUUCUCUCUUAUUAUAAGUAUCAAUCCUUGAACUAAUUUCAUCACAUUAGUUCAGAAAAAGAUGGGUAGAACUGGAGCUAGAAUGCCAAGUUUUUGCCUAAAUAGAAUUAGGCCUCAUGUUCAAAUUCGUUCACCACCUAUACAAGCCAAAAACAAUGAGAAUUUAGCUAAGAAAGUUGAAUGUGAUGAUCAUGAAGAGAAAAAAGAUACCUCAUCAACCAUGGUUGAGGGAAAAAACACCGGUGAUAUCGCGAAAUCGACACCGAUAAUUGGCCGGAAAAUCAUGAUUGUAGUUGAUUCUAGCCUUGAAUCCAAGAAUGCAUUGCAAUGGGCAUUAACUCAUACUGUUCAGAGCCAUGACUUACUUGUUCUUCUCUAUUUUACUAAGUCUUCUGCUAAACAAGAUGAAGAUUCUAAAAAGGAAAUAAAUCCAAGAAUUUUUGAGUUUCUUGCUUCCAUGAAGAAUACUUGCAAGCUGAAAAGACCUGAGGUUCAAGUGGAAGUGGCAGUGGCACAAGGGAAAGAGAAAGGUCCUGUAAUAGUAGAAGAGGCCAAGAAACAAGAAGUGUCACUUCUGGUCUUAGGGCAGAAAAAAAGAUUCAUGGCGUGGCGGUUGAUUAUGAUGUGGGCCGGCGGUCGGCUGACUGUCGGCGGCGGCGGCGGCGGCGGCGGUGGGGUGGUGGAGUACUGUAUUCAGAAUGCUAGUUGCAUGGCAAUUGCAGUGAGGAGAAAAAGCAAGAAACUUGGAGGAUACUUAAUUACCACCAAAAGACAAAAAGAUUUUUGGCUUUUGGCUUAAUUGCAAAAUUUACAUAAUAUGCUUCUUGUAAAUUCAUAAUUACAGUAACUUAUAUUGAUUGGGAAGGGAAAUGGAAAGUUAUUAGUGAGUCAAAAAUUAUUAUUGGGCAAUGUUGUCUGUCAAAUUAACUGAUCUUUUUUUUCUGUUGAAGCUUUACAUAUGCCAGCAGUAAUGAGUUCUCAACCAAAAAAUAAAUGAAAAAAUAAAGAUUUUACAAGUUCAAAAUUGUAAAAUGAGAGCAAAAGAGAGAUCAAAAUUGCUUAACGGAUUUACAUGCGGAUCCCAAAUUUAAACUGUGUGUGUUCGGAAAUAGCUAGGCGUAAUUGAUAAAGUUAUGACAUGUGACCAGCAGUGCAAACAACUUCUUGCAUUAAGGCUACGUGCAAUAAAUCCUUAUAGUUCAGCCCAAUUCCCCGGAUCCCGCAUAUAGCAUAAGUUUAGUGCAUCAGACUACCUUUUUUUUGUGUGUUUGGAUUUGAAAGUCUUUCUCUUUAUAUCUAAUUU
Messenger RNA from Nicotiana tabacum (common tobacco), 1335 nucleotides. RefSeq lists its product as uncharacterized. The record is from RefSeq and is a predicted model, not a curated record. NCBI's taxonomy places the organism in Eukaryota, Viridiplantae, Streptophyta, Magnoliopsida, Solanales, Solanaceae.